Molecule: messenger RNA, 672 nt
Organism: Phyllostomus hastatus (greater spear-nosed bat)
Lineage: Eukaryota; Metazoa; Chordata; Mammalia; Chiroptera; Phyllostomidae
Product: keratin-associated protein 4-12-like
Exons: 2
Coding region: 1-672 (223 amino acids)
Cellular component (GO): keratin filament
Source: RefSeq, a predicted model, not a curated record
AUGGUCAGCUCCUGUUGUGGAUCCGUCUGCUCCGGCCAGGGCUGUGGCCUAGGCUGCUGCCGCCCCAGCUGCUGCGUGUCCAGCUGCUGCCGCCCCACCUGCUGCAUUUCUAGCUGCUGCCGCCCCUCUUGCUGUGGCUCCAGCUGCUGUGGCUCCAGCUGCUGCAGGCCCUCCUGCUGCAUUUCUAGCUGCUGCCGCCCCUCUUGCUGUGGCUCCAGCUGCUGUGGCUCCAGCUGCUGCCGCCCCUCCUGCUGCAUUUCUAGCUGCUGCCGCCCCUCUUGCUGUGGCUCCAGCUGCUGUGGUUCCAGCUGCUGCCGCCCCUGCUGCUGCCCCUCCUGCUGCCUCCGCCCACCCUGUGGCCAGACGUGCUGCUGCCCCAGCUGCUGCCAGACCACCUGCUGCAGGACCACCUGCUGCCGCCCCAGCUGCUGUGGCUCCAGCUGCUGCCGCCCCUCCUGCAGCAUUUCUAGCUGCUGCUGCCCCAGCUGCUGCAUUUCUAGCUGCUGCUGCCCCUUUUGCUGUGGCUCCAGCUGCUGCCGCCCCUGUUGCUGCCCCUCCUGCUGCCUCCGCCCAGCCUGUGGCCAGGUGUGCUGCCACACCAACUGCUACCGCCCCACCUGUGUCAUCUCCACCUGCCCCCGCCCCAUGUGCUGCGCCUCCUCUUGCUGCUGA